This is a messenger RNA of Anolis sagrei ordinatus, 1818 nucleotides long. It is a transcript of the gene VSIG4, whose product is annotated as V-set and immunoglobulin domain containing 4. The record is from RefSeq and is a predicted model, not a curated record. NCBI's taxonomy places the organism in Eukaryota, Metazoa, Chordata, Lepidosauria, Squamata, Anolidae. Gene Ontology annotation, biological process: negative regulation of T cell proliferation; negative regulation of complement activation, alternative pathway; negative regulation of interleukin-2 production. Gene Ontology annotation, molecular function: complement component C3b binding.
GUAGGAAUGCAAAAUAUAUACACACUGCCCAGGUCUUUGGAUUCAACACUUUCAAUCAGUGCAAAGUUUUGUCUUGUUCUGUAAUCAGUUUGCUCCAAUAUGUUUCUAAACAUUCAACCCAUUGCAAGAUGCCUUUUCUCUCUCUCUAAACAACAACAACAAAAAAAAAGGGAAGGAUAAUAAAAUGUGUGAAGAGAAGGAAGUAGUGUUACUUCCCUCCUGGUUUUAGAGAGUGAAGAAUCUCAUUUGUAAAGAGGAGGAAACUGGGAUUUGGUUUGGGCAAUGGAGAAGUGGUCUUGGUUUGGGUUUCUGAUGCUUGCGGCCACCGUUUCCGCCAAAGGCGUUCUCGACCUCUCCGGCAAAGAAGAGGUCAAUGGGACUUGGAAGGCCUCUGUCAUUUUGCCUUGCGCCUAUGAGCCAUCACCCGACUUCCGGGAGCUGAGCGUGGCUUGGAAGGCCUCCCAGCAAGAGCACGGUUUCCGGACUCUCUUCCACCGGGACCAGAGCUCCGGGGACCAGACCCUCUUGACCGCCUUCAAAGGCCGGCUCAGCAUCCGAAGGCAGCCGGCUGGAGAGGUCUCCCUCCAAAUCGAAGUGCUGGACAUGACUGACAGCGGGAUCUACACCUGUUCAGUGGCCUGGGAAGCAAAGAACAAGAGCCGGAUCACCAAAGAGAGGGUCACCAGGCUCAGGGUGAUCAAAGUCCCAGUAACCAAACCAGUCAUCAAGUCCAGUUCUGGAGCAAGGACAGUCCUGUCCGAAGGGGCCCAGGCCAGCCUGAGCUGCUUGACCGAGGGCUCUCCGCCCAUCAAGUAUCGAUGGUUCAAGAAAGAAGCUGACAGCCCCAAUCAUUUUGUAGACAGUGGAGCCGUGCUCACCUUCGACCCGUUGAAAGCCUCGGAUGCAGGGAGAUACUCCUGUGUCGUAGGAAACCGAGUCAACACCCGAAUGGAGUGGAGCGAGACCUUUGAGCUCAUUGUGAGAAACGGUUCUACCCAUUUUAGUACUAUACAUCCCAGCCUUUUGUCCGAGGAGCCCGCAACUUCCAGGCCAGAAACAACAAAGAAGACAUUCGAAGCAAGGACCACAACAGGCCCAAUCGUCCGGAGAAGAGCGACUACGGCAAAAGCCGCAAGGACAUCUUCGUCGACUUUUGGGUUGCACGGAAAGGCCUCCGAAAGGCAAGGCCAUCGCAAGGCUGCCUUGCCCCUCUAUGUUAUCAUCCUGAUUGCGGUGCUGGCUGCCGCUGUAGUCCUGGCCGCCAUCGCCAUCGCCUUUUGCAGAAGGAGAACCAAAUCUGAUCGCAGCUACCCAGUCACAUACAACAAUAACACCGCAGACUUUGCGCCCGGAGCAGGAGGUGGGCAAGGUCCGGCCGUUGACCCGCAGCCAUGCGAAGGUCCCUACGAGGAGCCCAACCGCUGCUUGGAGAACAACUACACGGAGGAGCCCACCAAGGCCGGCCUGUACGUGGCCAUGCACACACAGCCUGAGAGCGAGUACGAGCUCCUAGUGAGCAAGGAGUCUGAGUACGAAGUGACCGUAUGAACAAAGCCCUGGCAAGGAAGGGAUGCUCAAGAGCAAGCUUUUCCAUAUCUUUAACGGACACCUAUAAACCUUCCUUUUUUGCAAGCUGGACUGCACUAUAUUGCACCAAGAUGCAGUUUGCAUGUAGAAAUUCCACAUUUCGAUACCUGGCCAUUCUUGCUAAAGUUUGCACCACUUAUUUUGCAUUUGCAGGGAUAGUCCCAUUUCAACCUCGGUUUCCAGAUGCUUUUGACAUGUGCCAGUUUCUCUUUCCUCCCCACCAGGCAUGUA